AUGGCGAAGAAGCCCAAGAGAGAGGAUGACAAAGUCACCACUGUCUUUGUUGGCGGCCUGCGAAAAAGCACCAGCGAAGACAAGGUCAUUGGUCACUUCGCCAAAUAUGGCCAGGUGGAAAGUGUCGACAUCAAGAGAUUGCCGGACGGAUCCUCCAGAGGCUUCGCUUUCGUGAAGUUCGCAGACAAGGACUCGGUGCACAGGUGUGUGGAAGCAAAGGCUAGCCAUAUGAUCGACAACAAGUGGGUGGCUGUCCGGCCACAUGGUGGCACCGCCUUCCAAGCGGCUCAGCACGCUGAACGGCAACGCAUGGCCCACGACAGGGAAAAGGAAAAGAAAGAGACCGAACAGCCUGCAACGGAGGAAGACUAUGAAGAGAAGUGGUCUGAAAAAUACCUCCAGCAGGCUGCCUCAUUGCAAAGCGGUGGUGAGGACAAAGAGGAAGAGGAUGGAAAAGACAAAGACACACCAGUGAAUCCUAUGAUGGCAAUGAUGAUGAACCCUAUGAUGGCCAUGAUGAUGAACCCCAUGAUGGCCGGAAUGAACCCAAUGAUGCUUGUUUUGCAGACAGCAGCAGGUGCCGCUUCAUACCAAAAUGUUGUUUGCAGCCACUCCUUUCCAAGCUUCUAA
This is a messenger RNA of Durusdinium trenchii, 630 nucleotides long. The record is from the annotation of a GenBank genome assembly. Lineage: Eukaryota; Dinophyceae; Suessiales; Symbiodiniaceae.